Acanthisitta chloris (rifleman) is the source of this 822-nucleotide messenger RNA. It is a transcript of the gene HSD17B3, whose product is annotated as hydroxysteroid (17-beta) dehydrogenase 3. The transcript is spliced from 10 exons. The annotation marks the transcript as partial. Gene Ontology annotation, cellular component: endoplasmic reticulum. Gene Ontology annotation, molecular function: oxidoreductase activity. The record is from RefSeq and is a predicted model, not a curated record. NCBI's taxonomy places the organism in Eukaryota, Metazoa, Chordata, Aves, Passeriformes, Acanthisittidae.
AUGGAAGUGUUCCAGCAUCAGCUACUCACUCUUAUUGGGGGUCUGAUCUGUUUCUGUUCUCUGAUAAAAUGCAUCAGAUUUAUGAAAUAUAUAUUCCCACGUAUCUGGAGUUCUUUGCAUCAGACUUUCUUUCGAUCAAUGGGAGAAUGGGCAGUAGUCACAGGAGCAGGAGAUGGGCUUGGAAAAGCAUAUUCCUUUGAGCUGGCAAGACAUGGAUUAAAUAUAGUGAUGAUAAGCAGAACUCUUGAAAAACUGCAAAAAAUAGCCUGUGAAAUUGAGCAGACCACAGGUCAAAAGGUGAAGGUUAUACAAGCUGAUUUCACGAAAAAUUCAGUGUACGAGAACAUUGAAAAAAAUCUACAAGGCUUGGAUAUUGGUGUUCUGGUUAACAAUGUUGGAAUGCUUCAUAAUCCUCUUCCAUGCUGUUUCCUUAACGGACUGGACAUAGAUGAGGACCUUGUCAACUGCAACAUUAUUUCUGUUACAAAGAUGACAAAAAUAGUUUUGAAACAGAUGGAAGAGAGACAGAAAGGUCUAAUUCUGAAUCUGUCCUCUGGCCUGGGUACUUUCCCUUGUCCAUUAUAUACAAUGUACUCAGCUUCUAAGGCUUUUAUAAAUACUUUCUCCAAAGCACUACAAGCAGAGUAUAAGGCAAAGGGAAUUAUCAUACAGGUCUUGACUCCGUAUGGCAUUUCUACUCCAAUGACAAUGUACCAAAAACCUGGUCUUUUUAUAAAGACAGCGGAAGAUUUUGUUCGUGAAUCACUGGAUUAUGUCACUUUUGGAGAUGAGAUUUUUGGAUGUUUAGCCCAUGAAAUUCUG